AUGUCCUUUACACAAACCCUCACCCAGGCCAGGAGCCACGCCGGCCACUCACACGGCCAUGGCCACUCCCACGAUACGGCGUACCUGACCUCGAACAACAAAAACGACGCUGGCGUCAAAAUCACAAGGAUAGGUCUGUUUGUGAACCUGGCCAUGGCCAUUGGGAAGGGAAUAGGGGGCUACGUCUUCCACUCCCAGGCGUUGAUCGCGGAUGGGUUCCAUGCCCUGACCGACCUGGUGUCCGACUUUAUGACUCUGGCUACUAUAUCUUGGUCACUCCGACCGGCGACCUCUCGCUUCCCCAGUGGCUACGGCAAGAUUGAGAGUCUGGGUGCUCUGGGUGUUAGUGGGCUGUUGUUGUUCGGUGGCAUGGGGAUCGGGCUCAACGCCGUGGACGCCUUGUAUUCCCAAUUUUUCCUUGAUGCUGCUGCACAUGCCCACGAGCACGCGGAACACUCUCAUGGUCUGUUCUCGUUGCUCGGGCACAAUCAUAGCCACGGGGCCGUGGUUCCAGACCUGAAUGCUGCAUGGCUGGCUGGAGGUUCGAUCUUGGUGAAAGAAUGGUUAUACCGAGCUACUAUCAAAGUAGCCCGAGAACGCAAGUCGGCUGUACUCGCUUCGAAUGCGGUUCAUCAUCGUGUCGACUCUCUUACGAGCAUCGUCGCCCUGGCUACGAUCGGCGGGGCACAUGUCUUCACGGACGCAUCUUGGUUGGACCCUGUUGGAGGACUACUGAUCUCGGCCAUGGUCAUUCGAGCUGGCUGGGGUAAUACUAGAUCUGCCUUGCUCGAGCUGGCCGAUGUGACCGUGGACGACGAGGUCAAGACAUCCGUCCGCCGCGCAGCCACGAAAGCCCUCAAGGGCGAUGCCGCAAAGGGCAUCACGGCGGUCCCCUUUGGAGACCAAGUUGAGAUCAGAGAUGUUCAGGGCACGAAAUCCGGUCAAAACUAUCUCCUCGAUAUCGAGCUUGCUGUACCCCAAGGUUUCACUCUUCACCAGAUGGAAGACAUAGAGAAUGCAGUGCGCGAAAGGACAGGCGCAAAAGUUCGAGGUGUCCGCCGGGUCCGGGUCAAGUUCGUACCCACAGAACACACACAGUCUACUCUCGCAGAUGACUUCAUUCCUGCCGAUGUCAGUCCACGGAGCAGUCCGGAGCCUGAAGACGAGCACGAUCAUGACCACAACAAUCAUGACCAUCAUCAUACGAAUGGACACAUCCGCAAUGCAAGUAAAACAAAGAAGGAGACCUGA
Molecule: messenger RNA, 1251 nt
Organism: Exophiala oligosperma
Lineage: Eukaryota; Fungi; Ascomycota; Eurotiomycetes; Chaetothyriales; Herpotrichiellaceae
Exons: 2
Coding region: 1-1251 (416 amino acids)
Biological process (GO): transmembrane transport; monoatomic cation transport
Cellular component (GO): membrane
Molecular function (GO): monoatomic cation transmembrane transporter activity
Source: RefSeq, a predicted model, not a curated record